Molecule: messenger RNA, 6362 nt
Organism: Phyllopteryx taeniolatus (common seadragon)
Lineage: Eukaryota; Metazoa; Chordata; Actinopteri; Syngnathiformes; Syngnathidae
Product: golgin subfamily A member 6-like protein 25
Exons: 1
Coding region: 1611-5681 (1356 amino acids)
Source: RefSeq, a predicted model, not a curated record
UGCAUGAUUUUGGGAUGUGGGAGGAAACCGGAGUGCCCGGAGAAAACCCACGCAGGCACGGGGAGAACAUGCAAACUCCACACAGGCGGGGACGGGGAUUGAACCCCGCACCUCAGAACUGUGAGGCUGACGCUCUAACCAGUCGGCCACCGUGCCGCCCAUUAAGCAACAAUGUACAUAAAAUGAUUAAAAUCCUAUUAAACAAUGUCUUUUACAUUGUUCCCCCCACCACCACCACCACCACCACCACCACACACACACACACACACACACACACACACACACACACACACACACACACACACAUCACAUGCUCUGAAUCCAAAUCCAAUCCAGAUUGCACAUUUGCCCAGUGUAAACUCUACAUGGAAGGUUGCUGAUAUGGCCAUUCUAGUCGAUAUAUAUCGAUUAAUUCUAUUCGAUAUAUAUCGAUUAUUCCAAGGUAUUUUCCCCACAUGUGCGCUGAAUCCGAAUCCAAUCCAGAUUUGUCAUGUAGCAGCAAAGUAAAAUCAACAGGUAAUCAUUUUUAACAUCUUCAAAUGCUUAUGUGUCUAUCAUAUUAGAUGUAUAUAUUAUUCCAAGGUAUUUUCCUAGUGUGUUCUGAAUUCGGAUCCAAUCCAGAUUGCUCAAAUAGCAACAAUGGAACUUCAAGAGUGUGAAUUGCUUAUGUCAACUAUAUUAUAUAUGAAUAUUCUUUCAAUAUAUUUUUCCCAAUUGUGCUCCAAAUCCAGAUCCAAUCCAGAUUGCACAAUUGGCACCAAUCUAAACUCAAGAUCAAAUGUCUGACAGAUCAGGUUGCAAUUGUGCUCAUGUAGAAUCUUAAUAGAUAAAAGGAAUAACAUGGAAAAGUUUUGUGUCGCUAUGAUGUUAAUUCUAAGCCAUGGGGGAGAUCUGCUUUUUUGUUUGUUUUUGUUGUUUUAAACCUCAUCUAAACAACAAAACAAAUAGAAAGGGCUGCAACAGAGUUGUGAGCACAUCCAGUCAGCGUGGGCCGACAGCUCAUCAAUAGCUAACGUUGGCCUCUGUAUGGAUCCUCUGCUGGAUUUCGGCCAACUGGUGCCAACAUUCAGAGACGCUACACACAUAAGUGAACUUUUUAAGUGGACAAACAAAAACAAGGACGUAAGCAGAGCUACCACUGAUUAGCAAUGCUACAAGUUGCAAAUUGUACAGCCAAUAUAGUACACAAGGUCUUCUGAUUAGCUGCCGUCAAACUCAUACUAAACAUGGAGCCGCCUCGUAGUCAUCACAAACAUACAAUUGUUUACUCGGAAAAAGUUCCACAUGGUCCUUAACGAAGUCUAAAAACAUUAUGUAGGAGCCCACUCUGGUAUAUUACCACUGCCUCGUGAAUCACAAAUAUACACUUGUUGACAAUGACUUAUUUACCCCCACGUGUCAUAAUGAUCAUCGCCAAACAUCACAGCCCUGUCAUCCCUUAUGAGACAGGAAAGUAGUCAUCGACAAAGGCAGGAAAGUCUGGAAUUCGCCGGAAUGAGAGGAGAGAAAAAACACAACUCGUCAGGAAGCAAUGCGGUGACCCGAUCGCGUCAAAGAAGAAGAAGAAGUCUCGUUACGACGGGCAGCAGCGUGACGCAGAGUCACGCCAAAUGGAGAGUAAAAUUAAGCUGCAAAUACGCUCCUGCCUGUCGAGCCUGCAACCGCGACGUUUCCGGGAGAUUUACCGGGUGGGAGAACGCCGACAUCACGCGAUUUGCAUCCGUGACGGCUGGCUGGAGUUCUACCUGACAUGUGUGGAGGAGGCACAGCGUAGAAUAUUUCCCAUUAAUUCCAAUAAUUCAUUGAGAGACUCAAAAGCCCCAGGAAUGUCUGGAAAGGACACAAACUGUUUGCUAAAAGGAGGUAAGAGGGAGGUGAAAGAGAGAAGAGCAGAAGAGAGACAUUUAGAAGUGAUUGGCAUAGGAGGAAAUUAUGAUGAGAAGGAGAAUGAAAUCGACCUUGAAAAGAACAAGGUGAGUGGUCAUGAAGAGGAGGAGAAAAAUCACCAAGAGGGGAAAAAAAGUCACAAUGUGGAAAAGGAGAAAAUGAAUCACCAAGAAGGAGGGAUUGGCAGGGUGAAGGAGAAGAAAUGGGAAAGAAAUGGUGACCAGGAGAGUAAUGACGAGGAGAAGAACAACAAACAAGAGAAAGAGGAGGAGAAAAACAGUGGUCCUAAUGAGGAGAAACAGGGUGACCAGAAAGAGGAGGAAAUAAAGGGUUACAAUAAGGAGAAAGAGUGGAAGGAGGACAUUAACUGGAUGAAGGAAGAGAAAGUGGAUGAUCAUGUUGAGGAGGAGAAAAAAGGAAACCAGAAUGAGGAGAAAGAGAAACAUCACGAAGAGGAGGAGAGAAGGAGCAACCACAAGGUAGAUGAGAAAAGGAAUGACCAAGAGGAGAUUGACUGGAUGAAAGAGGAGAAAGGGAGUGAUCAAAAUGAGGAGGAAAGGGGUGACCAGGAAGAGGAGCAAAAGGACAAAGAGGGUUAUCAUGAAGAAGAGGAGAAUGAAGGAGAUGAUGUGGAUGUGAUGAAGGAGAAAGGGGGUGAUUUUGUUGAGAAGGAGCAGAGGGAAAGUAGUCAUGAUGAUGAAGAGAAGAAUAACCAGGAGGAAAUAAGGAGUUACAAUGAGGAAAAAACAGGUGACAAGGAGCAGCAGGAGGAGAAAGCGAGUAAUCAUGAAGAUGCGAAGAUUAACGACCAGCAAGAGAAGAAGGAGGAGGAGAUUGACUGGGUGAAGGAGGAGAAAAUGUGUAACCAGGAGGAGCAAGAGGAGAUAGAGGGUAAUCAUGAAGAGGAAGAGGAAGACAGAAACCAAGAGGAGGACAAAAGGAAUGACCAAGAGGAGGAGUUUGACUGGAUGAGCCAUCAUAUUGAGAAGGAAAAGAAGGAUGACCAGGAGGAGGAGCAGGAGGAAAAGGAGAGCUGUGGUGAAGAUGAACAGAAGAAGAACCAACAGGAAGAGUUUGACUGGAUGAAGGAGGAGAAAGGGAGUGAUCAAGAAGAGGGUGCCAAAAAGAGCAAACAGAAGGAAGACGAGCAAGCGGAGAAGAUUGACUCGGGGAAAGAGGUAAACCGAGGUCAUUACAAAGAGGAGGAGAAAAGGGAUAACCAAGAAGAAGAGCAGGAGAAGGAAGAGAGUGAUCACAAUGAGGAGGAGAAAAAGAGCAACCAUGAAGUGGAGGAGAAAAGGAAUGAACAAGAUUGGUUGAAGAAAGAGAAAGGGAGUAAUCAUGUCGACCAAGAGGAGGAACACGAUGAGAAAAAGGGUGAUCGUGAAGGGGAGGCAAAAAAGAGCAACCAGGAGGAGAAAAGGAAUGACCAAGAGGAGGAGUUUGACAUGGUCAAUGAUGAGAAAGGGAGUGAUAAUAAUGAGGAGGAGAUGAAGAGUGACCAGGAGAAGGAUGAGGAGGAGGAGAAUAGUCAUGAAGACAAGGACAAGAAUGACCAGGAGGAGGAAGAAAUAAAGAGUUACAAUGACGAGCAAGGGGGUGACCAGGAGAUGCAGGAGGAGAAAGAGAUUAAUCAUGAAGAGGAGAUGAACGAACAGCAGCAGCAGGAGGAGGGGGAGAAGGGUGAUCAUGAAGAGGAGAAAAAGGCUGACAAGGAGGAGGAGAAAGUGGAUGAUCAUGAUGAGGAGGAGAAAAGGUGCAACCAGGAGGAGGAGGAGGGCAGGAGUUACGAGAAGGGGGAGGAGAAAAAGAAUGACCAAGAGGAGGAGAUGGACUGGGUCAAGGAGGAGAAGGAGAGUGAUCAUGAAAAUGAGGAAAAAAUGAAUGACCAGAAGGAGGAGGGAGAGGAGAAAGAGAAUGGGCAAGAGGAGGAGACUGAGUGGGUGAAGGGGGAGAAAGUGAGUGAUCAUGUUGAAGAGGAGAAAAUGGCUGACCAGGAAGAGGAGCAGGAGGGUGACUCUGCAGACCAGGACAAAAGGAGUAAACAGGAGGAGGCGAAAGGGAGCGUUCAAAAUGAGGAGAAAAAGGAUGACAAGGAGGAAGAGAAAAUGAGUUGCAAUGAGGAGGAGGUGAAACACAAUAACCAAGAGGUGGAGAUUGACAGGGUGAAGGAGGAGGAAGGAAGUGAUGUUGUUGAGGAGGAGAAAAUGGGUAACCGGAAAGUAGAGGAGGAGAAAGUGAGAGAUUAUGAAGGAAAUGAGAAAAACAGCAACCAAGAUGAAGGGGAGAAAAGAGGUGAUCGAGAGGAAGAAGAGAAGAAAGAGAGUGUUCAUCAAGAGGAGAAGAUGAAUGAGCAGGAGGAGGAGAACAAAGGGAGUUACAAUGAGAAGGAGAAACAGAAUGACCAAGAGCAGGAGAUUGACUGCAUGAGAGAGGAGAAAGAGAGUGAUCAUGGUGAUGAGGAAAAAAUGGGUGAUGGGGAAGAGGAGAAGAAAGAAUAUAAUCGUGAAGAGGAGAAAGAGAGCAACCAGGUGGAGGAGAAGAAAGGGAGUGAGCAUGAAAAUGAGGAGAUGAACAACCAGGAGGAGGAGAAAAAAGAUGAACUGGAGGAGGAGAAAAUUAGUUGCAAUGUGGAGGAGGAGAAAGAGGAGAACAGGAAAAAUGACCAAGAAGAGGAGGAAAAAGCUGACUUAGAUGAGGAGAAAAUGAGUUACAAUGAGGAGAGAAAGAAUGACAAAGAAGAGGAGGAUGUAAACAGUUGUUUUGUGAAGGAGCUUGAGAAGGAGGAGGCAGAGAAAGAUGAGGAGGAAAAAGAGUGUGACGAGGAGGAAGAAAGGACAAACCAGGAGGAGAAAGCGAGUGACCAUGAUGAGCAGGAGGAAAUGAGCUACCAGGAAGAAAAGGAGAACAUAAAUUACUAUGAGGAGGAGGAGGACGAGGAGAAGGAGAAAAAGAGUGACCCUGAGGAGAAUGGCCCGGAGGAGAAGAAGGACAAGGAGAAAGAGAUUGACCCCAAGAAGGAGGAGAGCAACGAGGCGGGGGAGGCAGAGGAAGGGAGUGACAAAGAGGAGGCAAGCGACCAGGAGGAGGAGGAAGGGAGCGACGAUGACGAGGAGGAGAAAGAAAGUGACAACGAGAAGGAGAGUGACCAGGAUGACGAAGAGGAGGAGGACAGCGAUGACGAUGACGAGGAGGACGAGGAGGAGGAAGACACUGACAACGAGGAGGAGCACACUGACCAGGGGGAGGACGACGACGACAACGAGAGUGACAGUGAGGAUGAAAGUGACAGCGGUCAGGACAGUGGCAGUGAGGAGGACAGUAACCACGAGGAGAAGACAGAUGGCGGCCAGGAGAAAGAGAAGGAGGAGGACACGGACAACAAGGAAAAUGAGAGGGCCAAUGAGGCGCAAGAGGAGGAGGAGGCGAUGGAUGUGGACGAAAGUUACGUGCAGGAGGAGGUGGGACGACAGAGCGACGCCAAGGCGAUGGGCGACCACGACAAGGAGAAUGACCUCGAGGAGGAGGUGCCGGAGGGUCGGUGGAACGAAGCAGUGAGGAGGCUCUGGGUGGAAAGAUGGAUACGGGCAAGGAGAGAGAACGGGAGGCGCUGGGUGGUCAUGAGGGGGAGGAGGUACAGAGCAAUGAGGAGGCGCUGGAUGACCACCAGGAGGAGGAAGAAGGCGAAGAGGAGUUUGGUCGCAAUGAGGAGGCGGGCCAAUAGAGUGAUGGAGAGCCCACGGAUCAGUGAGGCAGGAGGAGGAGAGUGGCCAGGAGGAGAACCAGGGAAUUAAACGUGAGCGGUGUGACGAGGAGGAAGAGGAGGAGGUGAGAAAGAGGGCACCUAAGAGCGACCACAAGGAGCUGCUGGAACAACGGGAAGGUGAACAGUGAGGAGCAGAAGGAGCAGGAAGAGGAGGCGGCCUUACCAUGAGGCACAACCAUUACAACAUUGCCUCAGAGUGGAGUAAAAUAUGUGUAAAUAUUAAGAGUGUAUGAUAAACUACUGUACUUGUCAUGUGUAUAUGAACUUGUUAGCAAAUAUGAAUAAUUUAUCGUGUAUCGUCAAAACAUAAACAAUAAAUCCAUUUGACCAAAUAUGAACGAUCACAAAGAAAAGCUCACUCAUUGUAAUUCCAUAUAAGGAGACUUGCAUUAUGCUGGCUCGGUAUGUGUGAGGUAAUCGAACAGUGACGUCGGCGGUAUGCAGGCACCAGGGGGCGUCCGAGGUCCAUGAUUCCGGACCGUGCCCAUCCGCCGGCAACAGCCUGGAUAAUGACCGCCGGGCGGGGCGAACUCGCGCCCGCUGCGCUUCCUCACUUAUGGGGAAGAACUUUUUAAAGACUGGGUGGGAAAACUGAAACGGAGCUGUAACGGUAAGCUCCUUUAAUUUAAUGUUUUGUGCCUCUUGUUUAGUUUUUACCAAAGUUUAGGUACAUUUCAGGUUGCGGUGGGUUUUUUUUUUCGUUUUUUUU